Messenger RNA from Fusarium odoratissimum NRRL 54006, 6803 nucleotides. RefSeq lists its product as uncharacterized. Gene Ontology annotation, molecular function: protein binding. The transcript has 4 exons. The record is from RefSeq and is a predicted model, not a curated record. The coding region runs from base 1 to 6585 and encodes 2194 amino acids. NCBI's taxonomy places the organism in Eukaryota, Fungi, Ascomycota, Sordariomycetes, Hypocreales, Nectriaceae.
AUGGCCGAUCCCCUCUCUCUUGCUGCUAGCAUCGCCGGCUUGAUCUCACUUGCCGAUCUUGUCUUCAAAACCACAUACAAAUUCGUCAGAGCCGCCAAAGAUGCAAAGGAUGAGAUCCAGAGCCUUGUCGACGAGAUUAAUAAUCUCGCAAGCGUGUUGCGACGCCUCGAGGCUUUGACAUCAGAUCUGGAGGAUGAAGGACAAUCCUUCGACCCUACAUUGAGGAACCACUAUCUUAAUCACUGCUUCAAGACCUUCAACAGGAUUGAAUUAAGAGUCAAGAAAGCCUCAGAAAGCUUCAAGAAGUCCAAGUUUGACGGCAUCGUUCGACAGCUCAAAUGGCCCUUCUCAUCAUCGGAAACGAAAGAGCUUCUGGCCGAGCUGUCUCGACAUAAGGAAACCAUUAGUGUUGCCUUACUUGCCGACUCAAUGCGGAAGAUACAACUGUCGCUUUCAAAAUCCGAUGAUAUAGACAAGAAGAUUACGGCGUUAGGAGAGGUGGCCAGAAAGAUCGAGAUCAACACCAUGAUAGCCAUCAAUGACCGAAAAAAGCGCAUUCUUGAUCAUUUCAUGAAAGCGAAUCCACAACUCGCACUACAAACAAGUAUCAGGCUUCGUCAUUCAAUGACAGGACUUUGGCUGACUGAGUCGCCAACUUUUAUUCGUUGGCUUGAAACACCAGGCUCCAAGCUCUGGCUGACUGGCAUACCUGGAGCAGGGAAAACAGUCCUCGCUGGCUCCGUCAUUCAAGAGGCCCUUUCUCGCAGUUACGCUUCUCGCAGGAUAGGAGUGGCAUUUUUCUUUUGUGAUUACAAGGAAUCCAAAACGUGGGACACAGUGAAUAUCCUUGGUGCACUGGCUUCUCAACUUGCACGUCAAAACAAUGAAUCAUAUAAUGUCCUAGACGCGUAUUACGAAAGUCUCUACCCACCAAAAGGACUCCCACAGACUGCAGAUAUAGACGAACUACGAGCUCAGAUCAGCCAAAUGUGUGAGACUUUCGAUCAAACCAUUAUUGUGGUCGAUGGUCUCGAUGAGUGCGAUGAUUUGACUGAUGAAGUGGUGGACAGCUUGAUCCAGGUAGCCGCCUAUUCUGAGAGACUCUCAAUGGCCCUUUUCAGCCGGGAUCACUACAACAUUCGGGCACGGCUCGAAGAAGAAUUCGAACCUAUUCAAAUAGCAGCACAUACUGAGGAUGUUGAACUCUACGUCAAUGCCGAAGUUGAUAAGAGGAUUCGCACACGACAACUGCAGCUGACCAGUGCGCAUAUGAAAGAGGAGAUCCGGAGCGCUUUGGUGGGAAAGGCUGAUGGGAUGUUCAGAUGGGUAGUUUGCCAGCUUGACUACCUGUGCAACUGUGCUCAUGACCAGGAGCGCCGCGAGGCUUUGGGCAAGCUUCCGCCUGAUCUUCCUGAGAGCUAUCGUCGCCUUCUUGAGCGAGUUAACAACUGCUCUGUUGGUGUACAAAACAUGGCCCAGAUGUGUCUUCACUUCAUGGCUGUGGCAGAUCCAAAGUUGACAAUAGUUGAGCUUCGACAAGCAGUCUCAACACCAGCGAUAGGUGCAACUCUAGACGAGAGCAAUAUUGUACCGGAAUACGAAAUACUAAAGAGGUGCAGCAGCCUCAUCCGGAAAUCUACAAAUGGGAAGUACUUCGAGUUUGCCCACUUCUCUGUCCGCGAAUUCCUGGAAGACGAGAAGGCAAUUUCUCAAACGACUGGCAUAGAAAAGUACUGGAUUGCCCGAUCCAUGACAAACUUCCUGCUUGCUAGACAGUGUCUAAGGUUUCUUCAGAUGGAGAACUUUGAUAAGAUGCCUGAUGAACCGAACAAGCAAACUGCCGCUAUCUUAUGGAUCAAGCUCACAAAAGAUGGACUCGGUGACCCCGAAAUUCUCGAGUUAGCAAAGUCUCUGUUCCAGCCUUCCAAGCGAGCAUAUUUUAUGUGCUGGGCUGUUGAGGUCUUCAAGAAUGUUAUGUAUGCCACUGGCAUCGGGACGAGAUAUGAACAACGGAAUGGGACUGAAAAACAUGCUUGGAGGAUAGUGAUGGUCCCUUCGUUUAAGCCAUUGCACAUGGCUGCUGCUUUGAAUCUUCCAGAGAUAUGCAACUUUUUGAUCAGAAAUGGUUCGGAUGUAAACUAUAAGCUGGAUUCCGCAACCCCUCUAGACCUCGCAUUAAUGUCUGUUUUGGCAGUUCCUGGACUGCCAGAAAUGAGUGGGGAGAAGGACCAACGUCACGAUCUUAUGAGGACCCCGAGAGAUGAAUUCUUACCUUCAUCUCGUCGAAGAAACAUGACGGUUGACUGCUUGAUGCAUGCUGGAGCGCGUUCUUCAGACCAUUUGAUCCCACCCAAUACGCUUUCCGUUUUCUCUAUCGCCUGCUUGUUUGCAUCAAUAUUUCAUGACCUUUACCCCGUUUUUCGGUGCUUGUGCGCUUACACCAUCCCCUCAGUGCCUGAGGUCAAGGUGCUUCAAGAAUGGCUCGUGGCUACUGAAACUUCAAAUCAUGUGGCAGAAGUAUCGACGCGCAUGCUCUUGAAAUUCCUUAGUUCAACUGGAGCAUACAAUACCGACUGGGGUGCUGAGAUGGGCCUGAUUGUGUGGAAUUGGGCCCAAGAAUGUGACUUCUCCCUAACAAGAGAUUUGAAUUUAGUCGGUUCUUGCGCCUUGAUGUCGGACGAUAAUUUGGUUUCCCAAAUUGUUUCAGCUGUUUGCAGCGACAAUAUUGAGCUGCUCAAGUAUUGCGUCGAAGAUAGGAGACUGAAAAACCAAGUUCGAUAUUCCGGUCCGGUCAACGGCCUUUUACACCUGGCAGUCAAGCAUAACGCCUUUAACGUCUUCAAAGCUUUGGUCAACGCAGGGUUCGAUCCCUAUACCUACAACGACAAAGGCGACCUACCAAUUCACUUGUGCGAGCGUCAAGGCAGCUCGCGACCCUUUAAGGUCUUUAAAGAUCUUGGAAUAUCUCUGGUCAGUCAAGACCGAGAUGGCUACAACAACUUACAUUACUGGGCUCAAGACCGUCCCUUGAAUUAUGAGUUUGUCAAUGGGAUAUUUGAUCUAGAUGCAGAAGAGGCGAUAAAAGGGCUUCAGACAAGAACAUUCCGUGGUGAUACGCCAUUGACUAUGGUGUUCAAAAGUGCUGGGGAGAGCCCAAGAAGUGAACACCGGGACCUUGACUUGAAUAGACUCUGCCUUCAGGUUCUGGGAUUCUUACAGAGAUACCACCGAGAAAAAGGGAGUGACACGAGCCUAGUGACCGGAACGAGCGUCAGCUGCCUGAGGAAGGCCUUUUCCGAGUUCGACAGCAUGAUAGGGACCAAUCCUACACCAUUGCACAAACUGAAUGCCUGGAUCUCUCUGAGUCAAGUCCAAUUACUUACCAAGCUUUAUCCAGAGGCGCUUAAUUCCAGACUUAAUGGCAGAUUACCGCUUGAGACGUAUAUCAGGUCUACACUCGACAAUCGCAAGGAUCCGGAACACAAUAUUAUCAUGAGCCUUUUCCCUGACAAUCUAAGAGACUCUGAGUCGAGCGAGAAGCAGAGCUUGUGGCACUUUGCCUGUUAUCUACCAGACAACGACCGGUACAGCAAGGCACGAUACAUGAACACGAUUGACUUUGGAACGAUGAUAGAAAUCAUGUUUCAACGUGGGGCGAUGCGUGUCUAUGAGGAACAAUUCAAAGAAAGUGGAUUGAAACCACUUCUUUCCAAUCAUCAAACCCCACUGAUGUCUGUCAUUCGUGAUGCCAUCCUACAAACCAAGUAUUGGAAUGGUAUACAAGACUCUGACUCGAUAUCUCUCUUGUUCCAAGAUGUGAUAAAUCGUGUCAACCUCGACAUGAUACGGCUCCUCGUCAAGUAUGGAGCCAACCCCCAUCAUCGUGUGAAUGGCCAAACACCAUUUGAAAUCGCAUUUAGUGCUCGCGUGGCGAUUGAUCUCUGUAGCACUGAGGAGGGAGCUGAGGUUCUCCAUAAUCUAUUGGAGUGUUGCAGCAUUGAGGAGAUAUUGAAGGAUUCUUCUGAAACAAGCAACAAUUCACCUCUCCAUACGCUUGCCACAUCGGAGGACGCAACCAAUAUCAUUUGGUUGAUGGAAGCGCUUGUGCAACGUGGAUUCGAUGUAAACAAUGUCGGGUCAGGUUUUCUUGCAACAACUCCUCUCGUCUAUCACCUCCAACAGUCUUCUUUCCAGUUUGCAGAGAAAUUGCUAGAAUUGGGAGCGGACCCUUCUAGGGAUGCGAUUCUCGCUUGUAUUGUCAGUGACAAUCUAUCGUUUCUACAGAAGAUUUUAAAUCAGAAAACAAAUCCGUCGGCAAUAUUCGGAUGGUCUGAUCCAGUGACCUUCAAUAUCCAGCAUCUUGACCAAACAGCAGUGGUAAAAAACGGGAACGCAUUCCAUUUGGCAUCAGCCUGUAAUAGCGUUGCAUGCAUGGAGGUUAUUCUUGAGUACGCUUCAGAAAUGGACAAGGCUUCGAUAUCAGAUGAAGGGCUAACACCAGUACAUAUCGCUGCCUAUGAAGGUUACGUCGAUAUCAUGAAGCUUCUUUUUAAAAAAGGGUUCAACGUGAUGGCAGAAAGUCGAUUUGGCUUCACUCCAAUACACAUGGCUGUAUUGGGCGGGAGUCUGCCUACAGUCCAAUGCUUACUUGAACAUGGUGCCUCUCAAACUCUAGAUGCAAACGGCAGGACCCCAAGGCGAAUUUCUUUAGAGCUUGGAUUCGACGGUAUCUACGAGUUCCUGGGAGGGGAUACUCGAGGUGGCUCUAAAGAAUUGUCAUCUUUUCAAGAACUCGCCGAAUCAGUUGAACCAAUAGAGCGCUUGGCAAUCUCGUUCGAAAGAGCCAUGGAAGAAGAGGACUAUGAGAGCAUGAAACUCUUGAUUUAUCAAGGGUGCCCUGUCGAUGUCCCACUCCCAUCAAGGCAAGGAUUGUCCGCACUUCUAGUAGCUUUGGAGGAAGAGAAUCUUGUCAUGGGGGAGUGGCUGUUGCAAGAAGGAGCCAGUGCUUUGCAAGCGGAUCUUGAGGGCGAAGUCUUGGAGAACGUGAUCGACAUAGCUGCCGGCCGAUCAAGUCUCAAUCCUUUGUUGCCAGAACUGUUUCUGAAGUAUCUUUUGGAAGGUGGCGAUUUGAAAUUUGGGUUUGAGCUCCCAUUGCAUGAAGCAAUCGACAAAGGGAACACCAAGGGUCUCGAGAUACUACUUGAGGUAGCAGAAGAGUACCCACACUAUAUCAGGUCCUCACACAUGUUCAAGGACGUACUUAGCUAUUUGUUGUUGAGGGAUUUCUCCUGCGAAAACAGCUGGCAAACCUGGAUACAUAGCGCAAGCACGACAGCACUACAUAGCGCUGCGUGGAAUGGGAACAAGAAGGCAAUCUCGCUCCUGUUGAAUAGGGGAGCUGAUAUUGAUGCGGCCGAUUCGAAUGGAUGGACGCCUCUCAUGUAUUCGAAAGAUGCUGACACAGCACAGCAUUUGGUCUCGCUUGGGGCAUCGAUGGCUGCAGUUUGCAGGUUCGGAUCACUUGCGUCAUUGAUCAACUGGUUUGGUGAUAGUCUGUUUGAUGAAGCGCACCCUGUCAGCUUGUCACGUUUACCGAGGGAGUUCUUGACUGUGUCAGAUCCACCACGAUUCUCGACAAAUUGUGAGGAAGUGUCACCCACCCCCGAAGCUUUGGACAAACUACUUAAGUUGAAGUUCGAUCUGCUGGGCGAGGAUGAGGCGGGUCGGAGUAUGAUGCAUUAUAUCUUGGGCGAAGAAGAUUUAGUUGAUUGGAUGUUGGGCUCUGAUCAAGAUCUAAGCGGAACGACCCCUUUUCCGUGGCACUUGGAGUGGUGUGGAUUUUCUGAUCUUGCUUUUCUAACCUCUUCAUUCGAGAGGCUUCAAAAGAAAGUGCCGGCUGACCUGUUCCGCAAAAUCCUGAAUCUUGAGCCAUCGCGUGGCUGGAGUCCUUUAUGCCACGCGGCCGCUUUGAAUCGCGUUGAUAUUGUCGCGAACUGUCUUGAGAUGGGCGCUGACAUCGACUUUGAAGGUUCCUGUUUUGGAUCAGCGGUCAUGAAUGCAAGCGCUUGCGGGAGUCUGGAUACCGUCAAGCUCCUCGUCCGCAAUGGGGCUUCAGUAACGUACAUGAGCAAGAAGGGGUUCAUAAGCUGUUUUCUGGUUGCUGGAACAGAAGCUGUGCGGGAAUGGCUUAUUUGUGGUCGAUUCAGGGACCAGAUGCGUGUUGCCUCUGAAAGUGACUCGGGGUGUCCUCAGGAGGAGGUUCCCUGGGGUGGGUACGUGGAAGCGAGAGUGUUGCUUUACGGCGGAAGAGCCCGGUGGCCCGAGGAGUCGACUUUGGAUUAUGCGAAGAGACUGUCGAAGAUGAAGAAGAGGUGGCAGGGGCAGGUUCUGCGGCUCUACGUCGAAGGAGCGAGCUCAUCCUCUGGCACAGAUUCGGAUACUGGAUCUGAGGGAGAUGCGGGGUCCAAUCUGGAGGUUGAAUUUAAGUCUGAAUAUGAUCUUCGGUCAAGGUCUAUCCGCUCGCAGCUCAGAUACGCGCCUUACCUCGUGUCUGAUAAUGGAUCAGGGUCCGAGAGUGAACUGUGAGAGGAAAGAUCAGGAAAGCAACGAUUCGGCAGCGAGGCAUGGAAUCUGGGAAGGAGGUGGUAUAUGAGUCAUGUUUGGAUGAUCUCCUUUUGUCACUUUUGUCUUGGUGAUUGUGUUUGCAGAGGAGUGUUUGGCUUGAAGAUUGGCCAAGUUUUGCUGUAUUUGCAAAGAAAAGGGAAUCAGUCAUGGGAAAAUAAAAACAUAUUAAAGCUGCGCAC